Molecule: messenger RNA, 2184 nt
Organism: Scomber japonicus (chub mackerel)
Lineage: Eukaryota; Metazoa; Chordata; Actinopteri; Scombriformes; Scombridae
Product: dynein axonemal intermediate chain 4-like
Exons: 15
Coding region: 1-2184 (727 amino acids)
Biological process (GO): cilium movement
Cellular component (GO): axonemal dynein complex
Molecular function (GO): dynein light chain binding; dynein heavy chain binding
Source: RefSeq, a predicted model, not a curated record
AUGAAGAGUUCAGUGCAUCGAGCCAGCCACAGCUCACGACAUGUAUGGAGCUUCUCAGGUUCACAAAGCAAAAGAAACUCCAACCAGGCUAGAGACAGCAACAUUAAGGAAAAGGGCGACAACCAAGAACCCAAGAAAACAGCAAGGGUGUUGGAUGACGAUGGCAGUGACGUCACUCCUCCGACUCUGUACCAUGCAGAGCCAGAUGACACAAAUCCCAACCCAGGCAGGUUCUUUCUGGAUGAAAUAUUUUCCAGCACGGGAUCAGACCACUUGAAAUCCAUGUCAAGCUUCUCUGUAGCGUCUCACAGAUUUUCUUUUUGUGUCAUUAUAUUUUGUUCUCUGCCAGAAGUAAAGAGAAAAAAAGACAAAGACAAAGAACAUCUAACAGAAGAAAUGCUGGAUGAGAUGGUGCAGAUCUGCCUCUCUGAGACGGACACCAUUUCACUGCUGGAUAUGCCCAAUAAUUUGGUGUCAGAGGAUGCGGAUAAUGCAGAUAUUCUUAAGAAGAGCAACAUUGAUUAUGUUGAGCUCUGCAAGAACAGAAUGGGCAAUGAUAAGUAUGUAAGGCGAUCAAUGCAGACGUUCAAUGGAGCACCGAAACACAAAGCGAUCCAGAGUGACAAGAUUGUCAUGGUGGAUGCAGGCAUUAUGGCUACUGUCUGGGAUAUCUACGACUCUUUUUCUAAACAAAGUACAACCGUUGAAACUGGGAAGAUUGACUUUCCAGAGAGCACUGUGAAGACGAGCAAAUGUCCAGAAAGCAGCAGCAGCAGCACAGUCGGCACAGGCAGUACCAGUAGCUCCAUGUUAGAAAUGGAGAUGUGCGGGACCGGUUUAAAUGCAGAGCCCGACCCACUGGAGAUCAUGUUGUCCGAGCCGUUCCAGCACAGCUUAUUAGUAAUGGAGCGGAGCAUCCUGGCAAACGUCUUUCAACCCAGACUGGCUGCUUUUAGACAGCUGCCCGUUCUUACAGACCCUGACUACACAGUGGAGCCUGAGCCUGAGGCCGAGGAGCAGGACGAGGAGGAUGAGGAGAGCUCUCCAACUCCAGCUCUGGAACAUCUCUGGGUUUUUAGCUGUGAGCUCACCAAAGGACGCAACAUUACCAGCAUGGCCUGGAACAAGGAGAACCCGGACUUACUGGCCGUGGGCUAUGGUGACUUUGACUCCAGUACUCAGAAACGUGGCCUGAUCUGCUGCUGGUCUCUCAAAAACCUUACAUGGCCGGAGCGUGUUUUCCACUGUCACAGUAGUGUCACAUCUCUGGAUUUCUCAGCCAACAACCCGGACCAGCUGGCAGUGGGGAUGUAUGAUGGUACCGUAGCCAUCUACAGCGUCCACUGUCAAGAAAACAAGGCAUGUGUCGCCACCAGCAGUGAGUGUCCCAAAAAGCACAUGCAUCCAGUGUGGCAGGUCAACUGGACUAAACAAGAGAUGAGAUUAUCAGGGGAGGACAGAGUAGAAUCUCUCGUCUCUGUGUCAGCAGAUGGCAGGAUUACCAAGUGGCUCCUCCACAGCAAUGGCCUCGACUGCAUAGACCUGAUGAAGCUGAAAAGGACUCAAGACAAGAAGAAGAAAGCUGCAGCGGGCAAGAAGAAGGCAAACAGCGUGUUGUCAGCGAUGACUCCUGGUCUGUGUGUCGACUUCCAUCCAACAGACUCCAGCUUCUAUUUGGCGGGCACAUGGGAGGGCCUCAUCCAUAAGUGCUCUUUUUCCAACAGUCAGCAUUUCCUGGACACUUAUCGGAAGCACUUUUGUCCUGUGAACCGCAUUGAAUGGUCUCCAUUCUGUCCUGGUGUGUUCCUGAGCUGCUCAUCAGACUGGACCAUCCAGCUGUGGAAGCAGGACUGCUUUACCCCCGUGUUGGGCUUCACCUCCACCCAGAGGGCAGUGUACACUGUCAGAUGGUCCCCAAACUGGCCCACAGUGUUUGCUUCCAUUAAUGGACAACAGGUGGAGAUCUGGGACCUGAACUCAAGCAUCGUGGACUCAGUCAUUGUGCACCAUGCUGCACCUGGUGUGAAUAUGACCUCGCUGCUGUUUGCCAGAGGGACAGACUGCGUCUUGGUUGGGGACAGUGAUGGACAAGUGACUUUCUACGGAAUCAAAAACUUAAAUAUGGGAGAGGGCAAGCAGGUCGACAGUUUGGAAGACAUCAUUCGCUCUGCAAUAUCCAGGUAG